Molecule: messenger RNA, 1306 nt
Organism: Phragmites australis (common reed)
Lineage: Eukaryota; Viridiplantae; Streptophyta; Magnoliopsida; Poales; Poaceae
Product: peroxidase 3-like
Exons: 4
Coding region: 73-1086 (337 amino acids)
Biological process (GO): response to oxidative stress; hydrogen peroxide catabolic process
Cellular component (GO): plasmodesma; plant-type cell wall
Molecular function (GO): peroxidase activity; heme binding
Source: RefSeq, a predicted model, not a curated record
UUAUAUAACCUGGCUUUCAUUCCGUCACUCCAAACACUCUCCCGGUCGCUAUCUCACGUCACGAGUCGAGGAAUGGCUCGGAGCAGCAACAUGAUGCUCGUCUUCCACCUAGUGGCGCUCCUUCUGCUGCUGCUCGCCGGCGCCGGCGGCUGCCACCGCGCGCUGCUGAAGGCGCACUUCUACCGGCACAGCUGCCCGGUGGCGGAGGCGGUGGUGCGAGACAUCGUGCUCGCCCGCGUUGCCGUCGACCCCGCCGUGCUCCCCGCCAAGUUGCUGCGCCUCUUCUUCCACGACUGCUUCGUCAGAGGGUGCGACGCGUCGGUGCUGAUCGACUCGACGCCGGGCAACACGGCGGAGAAGGACGCGGCGCCGAACAGGUCGCUGGGCGGGUUCGACGUGAUCGACACCGCCAAGGCCGUGCUGGAGGCCGUAUGCCCCGGCACCGUCUCCUGCGCCGACAUCGUCGCGCUCGCCGCCAGGGACGCCGUCUCAUUCCAGUUCGGUCGGGACCUUUGGGACGUGCAGCUGGGGCGGCGCGACGGCGUGGUGUCGCGGGCGUCGGAGGCGCUAGCCAACAUCCCCUCGCCGUCGGCCAACUUCACCACCCUCGAGGCCAACUUCGCCAGCAAGGGCCUCGACGUCAAGGACCUCGUCAUCCUCUCAGGAGCGCACACGAUCGGCGUCGGCCACUGCAACACCUUCGCCGCCCGCCUCUCCAACUUCACCGGCGCCGCCACCGCUACCUCCGACCCGACGCUCAACGCCGCCUACGCCUCGCAGCUGCGCGCCCUGUGCGGGCCCUCGGCCUCCUCCAACAGCGCCACCGCGGUGCCCAUGGACCCCGGCAGCGCCGCCCGGUUCGACGCGCACUACUACGUGAACCUCAAGCUCGGCCGCGGCCUGUUCGCGUCGGACGCGGCGCUGCUCACGGACCGCCGCGCGGCGGGGAUGAUCCACCAGCUCACGAGGAAGGGGUACUUCCUCGAGGAGUUUAAGAACGCCGUCCGCAAGAUGGGGCGCGUCGGCGUGCUCACCGGCGGCGGCCAUGGGGAGAUCAGGAGGAACUGCAGGGCCGUCAACAUCUGAUUGAGCCGGGGGCCGGUCGUCGUUCUUGGAAGCUGAUCUGUUUACUUAGUUUUUUUUUGUGGGGGAGUAAUUAAUACAUGUAAUUUCAGGGGAAUUAAGUUAAUCUGUCCUUUUCUUUGUUGUACUCGUAUUUGGUGUUCAUUCAUGUGAAAAAUGUUAGACCAGUGUAUCACUGUACUGAACUCGCUUCAUUUAUUUUGAGAAACACCAAUAUAAUCUA